Messenger RNA from Letharia columbiana, 429 nucleotides. RefSeq lists its product as uncharacterized. NCBI's taxonomy places the organism in Eukaryota, Fungi, Ascomycota, Lecanoromycetes, Lecanorales, Parmeliaceae. Bases 1 to 429 code for a protein of 142 amino acids. The transcript has 2 exons. The record is from RefSeq and is a predicted model, not a curated record.
AUGCAGGGAGUGGGCGAGUUCGAGGCCAUCGAAGGUCAUCCGGAUCGCCCUGAUACCCAAGUCGUUACUUUCAAAGACCGACCCACGGCAGAGACCUUUAUGUACGGCGUUCAUGAUAUUCCAUUGGUCGGAAAACUGGAUUUCGCGUGGUUUAAUGCUCCAGGUGUGUCUGGCCAACCGACACCGAAACAGGCGGAGACCGAUGGCGACACAGGAAUGGGUGGCACAAGGGCGGAUGAUCAUCACGCUGACAAGGGAACUGUGUUGGCCAACACCGAAGUCGACUAUGACGUAGCGGAAGACGAGGUGUGCAGAGGACAGAGCUCCAAAGCCCGACCGGUCCUGAGAAUGCCGAAAGCUCAAGCGCUCAACAACCUCUGGCUUGCGACCACACAAUACGAACAGUCUGCGUUCAGAUUACCUCUGUGA